AUGUCUUCAGACUGGGAUCAGGUGACUGUUCUGCGGAAGAGAGCGCCGAAAGCGUCGGCCAUGAAGACUGCGGCGGCGAUCAAUGCGGCACAAAAGCAGGGCAUCCCUAUCGAGACGUCCAAGAAGUACAACGCGGCCACCAACAAACACGCCUCCACUUCCAUGAACACCACGAAACUCGAUCGCGAGACCGAAGAACUGCAUCACAACACCGUCGGGACGGAUGUGUCGCGACUCAUACAACAGGCGCGCCAACAGCUGGGGAUCACCCAAAAGGAUUUGGCCACUAAGAUAUGCGAGAAGCCACAGGUCGUCAAUGAGUACGAGUCCGGCAAAGCUAUUCCCAACCAACAGGUGAUCAACAAACUCGAGAGAGCGCUCGGAGUGAAGCUCAGGGGCAAAGACAAGGGACAGCCCAUCGCUCCCAAACCCAACAAAAAGUAA
Medioppia subpectinata is the source of this 444-nucleotide messenger RNA. The record is from the annotation of a GenBank genome assembly. Lineage: Eukaryota; Metazoa; Arthropoda; Arachnida; Sarcoptiformes; Oppiidae.